This is a messenger RNA of Portunus trituberculatus (swimming crab), 1166 nucleotides long. RefSeq names its product ribosomal protein S6 kinase 2 beta-like. The transcript has a single exon. Gene Ontology annotation, biological process: protein phosphorylation. Gene Ontology annotation, molecular function: protein tyrosine kinase activity; ATP binding. Lineage: Eukaryota; Metazoa; Arthropoda; Malacostraca; Decapoda; Portunidae. The record is from RefSeq and is a predicted model, not a curated record. The coding region runs from base 109 to 1074 and encodes 321 amino acids.
UGGUAUGUUCUAGUAAGGAUACUCAUCCUCUGGAGAGCCACUCCAGCGCUCCUCCCAAGCGGAGAACACAAGGACACAGCCUUGUCUUGCCAGGAAGCACAAGUCACCAUGGACUUCGAGCACGGGGAACUCGCCAAGCAGCGCAACAAGCGGCCCGCGUCGCCAGCCUCAGGUCACACUGCCUGCCCCAAGAAGCAGAGGCGCGAGCGGUCCUACCAGGAGUGGUUCAAGGAGGUGAAAGAAAGGCUGGGCGGCGGCAGAAUCCAGCGCGGCUGCUCCAAGGACACACGGGCCAAGCGAAGGCUGCAGAUGGAGGGUGUGCCCCUGCUGGGGCGGCACCAGUUGCGGCAGAUGAUCGGCCGCGUGCGAGAGCCUCUGGGCGCGGGAAGCUACGGCUCCUGCUUCAAGACCAUGAGGCGGCGCACGCAGGAAGAACUGGUCAUCAAGACCUUUGGCCGAGACAGGCUGCCUGAGCUGGUAAAGGAGGCCAUCAGCCUCAGCCAGCUGCAGCUUCCCGGCGUGCAGCGCCUGGUAGGCGUAUGUGUGGAGUCUCGCCAGCUGGUCACUCCCUUCGCCGGCAUAACGCUCAGCGAUUACAUGCUGAGCGAAGCGCCCACGUUUGCAGACGCCGUCAGCGUGCACCUGCAGACGUGCCGCACACUGCAGCGAAUGCACCGCCAGGGCUUCACCCACAACGACAUCAAGGCGGACAAUGUGUGCGUGUCCACCCAGAGCGGCGAGCCUGUGGCCACCGUGAUCGACGUGGGCCUGGCCAAGCCCGUGGGCACCAAGGGGGUCCUGGAAAAGGCCAUCCAGGACACCGAGAACUACCCCUGGAUCGCCCCAGAGAUCCUCAGGAAGACCCACUUCUGCUGCGAGGCCAGCGACGCCUUCGGCCUGGCUGACCUGCUUGCAGGACCUGUGCCACCUGUCGUGCCCCACCAGCUGCCGCCGCGCCAGGAAAGCCCUUGUAAGGUGGGUGGUGCAGGCUCGCAGCCAAAACCCCGCCCAGCGGCCACAGCUGGCAGCGGUGAUCCAGGCCCUGCGGGCCUUGCACCGCGCGGCUGCAGGUAAACUUCCUGGCGGCAGCCGCUGAGCUCUUGCGGCAACACACCGCCAUGCCCCCUGGCGGAAGCCGCUGAGCUCUUGCGGCAACACACCGCCAU